Messenger RNA from Ixodes scapularis (black-legged tick), 5038 nucleotides. RefSeq lists its product as uncharacterized. Gene Ontology annotation, cellular component: membrane. Gene Ontology annotation, molecular function: calcium ion binding; protein binding; G protein-coupled receptor activity. The transcript is spliced from 17 exons. Gene Ontology annotation, biological process: G protein-coupled receptor signaling pathway; cell surface receptor signaling pathway; homophilic cell-cell adhesion. The record is from RefSeq and is a predicted model, not a curated record. The annotation marks the transcript as partial. NCBI's taxonomy places the organism in Eukaryota, Metazoa, Arthropoda, Arachnida, Ixodida, Ixodidae.
AUUUGCUAUCAUAUUGUGGCAAAGAAACGUGUCCUGGUGUUCUGGUCACCCUUUCACGACCCCCGAGUGCACGAGUCUGCACCUGCGGGUGUCCAGGUGACCACGGUGAGAGCCAUGGACGAAUCCGCGCCGGACAAGCCAGUCGCUUACAGCCUGCUGGACGUCAAGGACCAUGCCUUCUUUCACCUCAACCACGUCACCGGGAAUCUGACCACGGCCAAGAGUAUCAACAGGAAAGCGGGGGAGAAAUAUGAGGUCAUGGUCGCAGCCGUCAGCCAAGGGCUUACGGAGGUCAAGACGCUUCUUAUCGAAGUCACGGUCCCCAACGAGCACCCUCCGGUCUUUGAGCGCGCCCUGUACCGCAGCGAGGUGCAUCAGACCAGGACCAGGCCCGGCUACCGGGUCGUCCAGGUACGGGCCCACGACGCAGACUCGGUGCCAUACAACGCCGAGGUCUACUAUCGCCUGGAGCCCGGACCGGAGUCCACGCGGGCGCUACGGUACCUGGCCCUAGACGGUAUCACUGGAGAGGUGAUGCUCAACCGAAGCCUCGCCGACGUCUCCGAGCCCACCAUCGGGUUCACGGUGAUCGCCGAAGACGGUGGAUCUCCCAAGAAACAGGCUCGGACCAGGGUCGAGCUACAAGUGAAAACCAUCUCCGAUCCCCAAAACACUCGUGCUCUGGUCUCGAACGAGACGAGCGUCCGCAUCUGCUGGCAGCGACCCCUUUACGGCAACGUGUCCGGCUACGUGAUCAAGUACAAGGCUGCCUCGGAUAACGUCACUUCCUUCGUGAACGUCACCACGGAGGCCAUGGACAAGUGCACUCCCGUGCAGGGGCUCCGGCCCUGGACCGAAUACGAGUACCGGGUCUACGCCUGGAACUCCAAGGAAGAGGGUCUGGGAAGCCCCGUGGACCGCUUUGCCACCAGGAUUGACUACUGCCUGCUGAACAUCUGCAAGCACGGCUCCUGCGAGACGACCCGCGACAAACCGGGCUACCGGUGCCUCUGCGAACCGGGCUACUACGGCGACACGUGCGAUUGGUUCGACCCCUGCUCCCAGAACCCGUGCCGCACGUUCGGCACCUGCGUCAACACCAGCAGGGACGAGUACCGCUGCGACUGCUUCACGGGCUUCUCGGGCCGCAACUGCAGCACGUUCGACCCGUGCGCGCUUCGCCCUUCGGCCUGCCUCCACGAUGGGGUGUGCCGUUCCAACGCGUCGCACACGUUCACCUGCUUGUGCGUGGACGGCUUCUACGGGAAGACGUGCCUGCACCGGGACCCGUGCUUCUCUUCCCCUUGUCUGAACCAGGGGCGCUGUUUCAACCAGUCCGACGUUGAGUUUAGCUGCCGCUGCGAACCUGGGUUUACAGGAGACUUGUGCGAGCAGAACGUGGACGAAUGUCUCUCCAGUCCGUGCAAAAACAAAGGCGAAUGCCAAGACGGCAUCAACAGCUUUACCUGUCAUUGCCCCAGAGGCUACAAGGGCCCUCUCUGCGAAGUCCGAGAGUCCUGUCCCGAAGAGUUCCAGCAGACGGACAAAGGCAUGUUCCACUGGCAGCCAGUGCAGCACGGUUCCGUGGCUAAGGUCGAGUGUCCCUACGGAGCGUACAACCCGGCCAGCGAGUACAAAUACGCCAGGCGAAAGUGCCGCCUGCUUUCCACCGGACAGACUUCGUGGAUGAAGGUCACUGCUCAACACUGUCGAUACAAGAGCUUUCAAACGGCAGAGAACAUCACCUCCGAACUCGAGUUCCUAACCCACGAUCCAGGAAGCAUUCGGCCAGACCAGCUCCUGUCAUUUGCAGAAAAAAUCGAGCCGGUUGUCGAAUACGCCAUUAAAGACAUAAAGAUUGCCCAAGCGAUGAUACACGUUAUCAGCAACUUCCUGGCCCUUAACGACAGUGUGAUUGAGGAAGGCGAUGCCAACGGAAGUGCUGUGGAAAGGUUGAGGACUGUGGUGGAGAAGUUCACCUCCGAGGUGGUCCUUGGCUCCGGCGCGCUCAUCAUCGAGAACGAGAACCUGGUGGUAAAGGCCGUGGCCUGGUCCCCUAAGUUGCUCGCCCAGGGGCAAGACUUCCUCAGCUUCUCCCUGAGGUCCAAUGGUGACCACUAUCUUCAUGAGGACUUCUCGGGAGACGGGGAUGACCAGGAGGAUGGCGACAACAUCGUCAUCACGAUCCCUUUCGAAGCCCUCUCGAUGGCCAUCAACGAGUCGAGGCGCAUCACUGGCGAGCCCGUCAGGCCCAUCCACGAGGUCGAGAAAGGCCCGAGAAUUUCGUUCGUCUCGUACAGAAACGACAAGUUCUUCCGGCCACGGACGCCGAAAAUCGGCGACCUCGUUAGCGCAGGGCAAGUGGUGCUUUCCGCGAAGAUCGGACUGGGCAAUGUGGAGAACUUGAGCGACCCUCUUGUCUACUCGUACCCCACGUACAACACUGAGAAAUACGUCUGCGCUUUCUGGGACGAACGCAGAAGAGAAUGGUCGACAGCAGGGAUCACGACCAACCAGUCUGGCAAUAUGACGGUGUGCAGUUCAACCCAUUUAACAGCAUUUUCGCUCCUUCUGGAUCCGAUGCCCGGCCUUAGCACACCUUCUCAUCACUACCGCAUUCUCUCGUUGAUAUCCUACGUAGGCUGCAUCAUGUCCAUCAUUGGUCUCUUCUUCACAAUUCUCACGUACGCCCUCUUCAGGUGCCUGAACAAGGACCGCUCCGGAAAGAUCCUGCUGAACCUCUGCACCGCCAUGCUUCUGCUGAACGUCGGCUUUCUAGUGGGUUCGCUGUACGAGCGGGUCAACCGAGUCGACCUGUGCCUGGCCACCGCCGUGUCCACCCACUACUUUGUACUGGCCACCCUGGCCUGGAUGGGCGUGGAGGCCCUCAACAUGUACCAGAUGCUGGUACACGUUUUCGCCUCUUCCGAGACCUGCUUCAUGCUCAAGCGGUCUGCUGUGGCGUGGGGAUUGCCAGCAGCUGUCGUGGCCACUUGCGUUGUUAUAGACCUGGAACCCUAUAAAAGACAUGACGAAUUUUGCGUACUGACAUCACGAAACCCUUAUAUCUACUACAUCGCCUUCUUAGGCAUCUCAUGUCUUAUCCUUUUCAUCAACCUCCUGGUCUUCAUCAUGGUCACUCGAGUUCUGUUCACCCCACGCAUGGCUACCAAGGCUGCAGCCAAUAACAGUAGUUCCUCGAGCACCAACUCGGGCCACCCUGCGCCUCCCAUCACAGCAGCACAAGUGAGAGGAGCCUUUACAGUUAUGACGCUGCUCGGAGUCACGUGGAUCUUCGGGGUAUUUGCGGUCGGCGAAGCCAGGACCGUCUUUCAGUACAUCUUUUGCGUCUGCAACUCGAUGCAAGGCUUCCUCAUCUUCGUGGUUCGGGUACUACAGUACCCUGAAGCCCGGAGCGCUUGGUUCCAGCUUCUGACUAGAGGAACCCUGAAAAAGCACCGAGGAAGCGGACCGCCGGGAGGGUCCUGGUGCGCCAACUCAUCCAACCCGAAGCAAAACAGUCAUUCCUCUAUGGUACGGAUGACAUCCUCGAGUACCGACAGCACGAGCACAGUCGUGUUCAACAGCAACAUUUGGAACCGCAACUCUGGCAAAGAGAGUGGCCCCACCAAACUGUCUCGGAUCUCUGGAGUUGGAAGCCUGCUGAAGAACUGUCAUCUUCAAAAGGAGGAAAACAAACACAGCAGCCUCUCCCGCAAGAAAAAGACGGUCAUCGUGGAGGAAGAAGUUGAUUCCAAAGAGAACCACAAAGAGUUCUAUUCGUCGGAAGACCAGGUCACCGCGCUGGUCAAGGUUCCGGAGCUUUACAGCAAGGAGGAGCGGGAAAUCGUCAAGUCCAACAGCAUCAACUCGAACGAACCGCUGAAGUUUAUGGACGAAGAAUCGCGAGCUGCGGCAGGGUUCGCGACCCAGAAAGCGCACAUCUUGUUCGCCUACGCCGACGGCGAGACGACGCCGAUCAGGAUUAACGGCAUUGUGCAUUCGCCGGCCGAUAAACCCAAGGUGGAAUGUUUCAGCACGUUCCAAAGACCUUCCCCGGUGCCGGGAGCGCCAAAAAUUCCUGAACUUCCGCAGUCAUGGAAAAGUCGGGAGACAGAUCCGUUGACCACGCCAAGUGAUUACGAGCACCGCGAUCCCGGGAUGACAACGCUAAAGAUUACAGAAGAGACGUCAUUUCUUACAGCUAACGGAUCCGGUACGACGGUCAUCUCUUGAAGCUGAGUGUUAUUUUCGGUGGAACACAUUGCGAUCUCAGCUGACUGAUGAAUUCUGUCGGUUUUCCUUCCCCCAAAGACCACGAUGGCAAGAUAAUUAUCUGUGUUUGUGUGUGUGUGGUGACAAUGAGCAGAAGUGACCAGAACUUCGGUGCCGCUGCAGAUUAUGUAUUCAAUUGCCUUACGUACGACAAAUCAUUCGGCUCCGAAGAAGGAGCGUCACUCGUUCUAACCGCUACGAGUAAUAGUGACAAGACAACGUCAAUUUCUGAUGUACAUAGAACGUGAACUGCAUCCUAUUUAUGAACCCAUUGAAUCAUCGCUAUCUUAACAUUCCCUUCUGCUUCGCCCAUUUAAGUAAUGUAACCCAGAAAAAACAUUCUUCAGGAUGAAGCGCAUUUACUAUUCUCGAUAUUUCAGAUGCUAAUAUAUUGAACAGAUGAACCCGUAGUUAAUGUCUCCAGGAAAUUGAAGGACCCGCCAGUCAAUAUUACAAUUAUUUUACAGAUGCGAGUUAGACUGUAAAGUAUGAGAUGCCGAAAUGCUUACUAAGUUUAUUUAGUUGUCACAUUGCGAUCAAUACCCAGUGAAACUUUGAGUUGCUCUUCCUGUGUGCCUCCUUUUCGAUAUACUGGAAUGGCAUUUUAGAAACAAGAAACAAACGUGGUUGUUGUUCAUAUGUAGCGCGUUUCACUUCAUAUAUAUGAAAAAGUGUGUUUUUAUUACGCUCGACGUGAAAUCAUCUAAGAAAGCUGGGACGUCGAAUGAAGAAUUUUGUUUUCUUUUUAAUCCGUCCCCAUUUG